AAAUUGAGAGCGCGUGCUGAUGCCGCUCUUUCAAAUUUGGCUCUUUCAAAAUUUCAAAAUGAAUAGAGAGUACUUGAAAACAAAUUUCCAGAUCCAUUAUAUAUAUAACCACUAAACCAAAACAAAUAAAAAAAACUCAAAUUUAGAGUCAUAUAUUUCACUUUCGUAUCUAUUUAAGCGGGCUCAGGCGGGAUCUGAACAUAGUUCAAUGGCGGCGCCACCGCCCACUGUCACCGGAGGGGACUCCUCUAAACACCACGCCUAUAGCCGAAAGCAGAAGUCUUUAGGCUUAUUAUGCUCCAAUUUUCUCUGCUUGUACAAUCGCGAUGGGAUAACAUCUAUUGGCCUCGAUGAUGCUGCUUCACGAUUAGGUGUUGAAAGAAGACGGAUCUACGAUAUUGUAAAUGUACUUGAGAGUGUUGGGGUUCUGGCAAGGAAGGCUAAGAAUCAAUAUACAUGGAAAGGGUUUGAGGCUAUACCCAAGGCUCUAAAGGAACUUAAGGAUGAGGGUUUGAAGGAGAAUUUCAGUUCAUUUGAUGGCAACGAUGAUUCAAAAGUGUCUGAUGAUGAAGAAGAUGAUGAGAGAAUUUCUGACACUCGUACUGAAAGUCAACCUGACAAAUUAAACCACAGUUUAAAUCUCAAAUCCUCAGCUUCUUCUAAACCAGAAAAUAGAAGGGAAAAGUCAUUGGCACUUCUUACCCAGAAUUUUGUAAAGCUCUUUGUCUGCACUAGUGUGGAUUUGAUCUCUCUAGACGAAGCUGCAAAGUUAUUGCUUGGGGAUGCACACAAUUCAUCAAUUAUGAGAACGAAAGUCAGGCGGCUUUACGAUAUUGCAAAUGUGCUGUCCUCCAUGAAUCUAAUUGAGAAGACACAUACAUCAGACACAAGGAAGCCUGCAUUCAGGUGGUUGGGAUUUGGAGGAAGAGGACAAGCUGAGCAUAAUGUCUCCGCUCAUGAAUCAGUUGUAACUGAAUCAAAAAAACGACCAUUUGGAGCAGACAUUACAAACAUCAGUUUUAAGAGGAAUAAAUUGGAUUUAGGUGAGAGUUUAAAUAUGAACUUUAGCAAGCAGAAGCAAGUGAAACAAGAGAGUUAUGUAGAUGAGAUUGAUAGAAUCACUUUCGAAGAAGAUUCAAAUGAAAGUACAAAGAGCUAUCAGUUUGGCCCUUUUGCACCAGUCACCAUAGCAAGAGUUGGUACCUCUGAGAAUAAUCCAAGGAAAGUUCAUGACUUGGAGAAGCUUGCUACUAUUUAUCGUCCUCAGUACCAAAACCAAGCCCUGAAAGACCUUUUUUCACAUUACAUGGAAGCAUGGAAAACAUGGUACUCAGAAGUAUCCGAGAAGAAUCCAAUUAGAAUUUCAUGAUACUCAACAGUGAUUGAUCAACUUUAUGGGGGAGUGGGGUUAUGGUAGAAGUAUUAGGUUUAAGAUUUUGUGUCUUGAGUCUUAAAUGCUUGUUGGCCACAUCUAAAAAGAGUCAAUCCCCUCUUGAGCUGGUGGAAUAUUAUGAGGAAGAGGCGGGUCUUGGAUGCAUGUUCUCUGUGCACCAACUUGGAAUUGCCAUCUUCAUUUUGGGAUAUAGUAUUUUACUGCAUUGGUUUGACAUUUCCACAAUCGCUGUAUCUCUAAUUUGCGUCUACAUAGUUUUUUUGUUUUUUUUUUGUUUUAACAUUUGGAGUUGGUUGGAAGUUAGGAUAGGCAAUAAUAGUAAGUUGGGAUAGGCAAAGAUCUUCGUUUAUAUUAAUUGUGGAAGCUGUAGAGUAGCUCAUGUAAAUUUUCUGCGGCUGAAAUUUAAAGUCAAUUAUGACAUUUAUGUUUA
Molecule: messenger RNA, 1823 nt
Organism: Cannabis sativa
Lineage: Eukaryota; Viridiplantae; Streptophyta; Magnoliopsida; Rosales; Cannabaceae
Product: E2F transcription factor-like E2FE
Exons: 11
Coding region: 209-1369 (386 amino acids)
Biological process (GO): regulation of transcription by RNA polymerase II
Cellular component (GO): RNA polymerase II transcription regulator complex
Molecular function (GO): RNA polymerase II cis-regulatory region sequence-specific DNA binding; DNA-binding transcription factor activity, RNA polymerase II-specific
Source: RefSeq, a predicted model, not a curated record